Oikopleura dioica is the source of this 3336-nucleotide messenger RNA. Lineage: Eukaryota; Metazoa; Chordata; Appendicularia; Copelata; Oikopleuridae. The record is from the annotation of a GenBank genome assembly.
AUGGCUGACGAACAACCUGCCGCCGCCCCCGCCGAAGAGGUGCCCGCUGAGGCUGCCCCAGCCGAAGAGGCCGCCCCCGCCGAAGAAGCCGCCCCCGCUGAGGAAGAGCAAAAGAUCGACCCUGAGUACCCCAAGCCCGAUCCCUUUACUGCUUCCGCUGCUGAUGUCUCUGCUCCUGAAGCUGGCUCUGCUGUUGCCUACGUCAACGUAGCUGGUGGUAUCCCUGAUGCCGCUACUUCUGUUGUUGCUGACGGCUUCGAAGUCACUGGUGCUGCUCCUACUUUUACUUUGACGAAAAAGAACAUUGGAUUUGGCGAUGCCACCAAGUUUUCUUACACUGCUACCUGUGGCGAAGAAUCUGAUAACGGAAGCUUCAGCAUCAAGGUCGGCCCAGCUGCUGCCUACGAAUACGAAGGCAAGUACCCUAAGGGAGUUGCCGCCGAAGAUGCUGAAUUCCGAGCCGCUCUCCGAAAAGUCCAGAAAUUCUCUAUCGGCAAGAAGGUUUCUGAUGCUAAAGAAGAUAUUUGGGCUCUUCUCAAGUCCGCUAAUCCUCGUGAAUACGAUAGAAUCGCAUUCAACUGGGGCAUCAAUGAUUUGCGAAAGCUUUUGAAAACUCUUGCUAACGCUAAGAAAAACAACAAGAAGUCUACUUCUUUCCCAACUAAGCUUGACGAUACUCAAUGCAGCAAUAUCGGUGACAAGAUCACUCUCGCCGUCGUUACCGCUAAUGAGGCCAUGAAUGUCAAGUGGAGCUUCAAUGGCAAGGAUGUCGGCAAGCUCGCCCGACCUCUCGCCAAGGGCUGCAACAAGCAGCUCAUUAUCGACUCUGUCGGUCUCGAACACCACGGUCAGUGGGCCGCUACUGUUGGUGAGGACAAGACCUGCUGUGAAGUUUUCGUCCGAAAACCAGCUGUCACUCUCACCUCUGGAUUCUCUGAUGUCCAGGCUUCUGCCGGUGAGGAGGUCACUUUUACCGCCACUAUGUCCGCUGAUGAUGGUCGAUACAAACUUCUUAAGGACGGUAUCGAGUUCGGUACUACCGACAAGAUUUCUGUUACCCAGGAGGGUACCAAGAUCACUGCUGUCGUCCACAAGAUCACCUCCGAAGAUUCUGGCUUCUACCAGAUCAAGGUCAACGGUGGCUCUUCUUUCGCUGAACUCAUCGUCUCUGGUGCCGCUGAGGCUCCCAAACCAUUGUACCAGAUGAGCGUUUCUGGUGAUGUUACUGUUGCUUGCGAUCUUGCCGAUGAAAAGGCCGCUGGCAAAUGGUUCAAAGGAGGCAAGGCUGUCGCUGAAUCUGAUCGAGUUGUCAUCGAGGCUGAUGGAGUUUCCCGAAAGCUCAAUAUCUCUGCCUUCGCUGCGAUUGACGUUGGUACAUACGAGUUCAGAACCGAGGGUGCUGCCAAGCCAGCGACAUCUUUCUCUGUGACUGCCAACGGUCUUUCUACUUCCCUUGGGCUCCCACAGGUUGCUCUUUCCGCUGGCGAUCUUGGCCUUACCACUCGAGGCACUGCUUCCUUUACCGUUGCUGCCGCUGAGAAGGUCGCUCUUACCUCUGAGGGCAAAGAAGUCUCUUUCGACGGUGGACGUAUGAAGUUUGUCGAAUCCCCGACCGCGAUGAUCAUUGAGAACGCCUGGGCUACUGACUCUGGCAAAUACGACUUCGGCGACAAAUCUAUCAACGUCGCUGUCUUCGAUGUCCCCACUCAGCCUGGUAAACCCGUCAUCUCCGACCUCACCGAUGAGACCUGCCGAGUUGACUGGACCCCACCUAAGUCCAACGGUGGCUCGAACAUUACCUCCUACACCGUUCAGCGAAAGCGAAAGGGAGAGACUACUUGGGUCUCAGUUGGCUCUGCUACUCUCCACAACUACCUCGCCCGACGACUUGUCGAUGGGCAGUCCUACCAGGUCCGAGUUAUCGCUAACUCCGCUAUCGGCGCUGGCGAGCCCUCUGAUGUCUCUGAACCAUUCACUCCUCUUGCUCCUUCAGGACCAGUUACUUCUCUUCGAGCUGGCAAGCAGACUGAUACUGCUAUCGAACUCAAGUGGAACAUUCCUGAAGAAAUCGGUGCUGCUGGUAUUGACGGAUAUGCCAUCCAACUUCAGAUCCUCCCAGGUGGUCUUCGAGAUGCUGACCCCGCUGCCGCUACUGAGGAAGGCUGGAAGGAAGCUGUUGCUGGCUAUGUUGACGCCACUGAGAGCUCUGUCAACCUUGUUCGACUGACUACUGGCAAGAACUACAUGUUCCGAAUGACCGCCAAGAACCAGGCCGGUUCCUCUUCUUGGGCUACUCUUGGUCCCGUCUGUUGCGCUGCUAGCGUCGAGGACCCCAAGAUCCUUCUCCCACGAAACCUUAAGAAGACCCUCAAGAUCAACGUCAAUGAUAAAGUCCACGUCAACGUUCCCUUCCAGGGAGCUCCCAAGCCAAAGGUUACCUGGACCAAGCUCGUCGAGGUCUGGCCCGAACCCAUUCCAGCUGCUGAAGAAGGUGGUGAGCCCACUCAACCUCCAGCUGAGAUCAAGGAAGAACCACUUGAUAGCGCAUUCACCGUCCGAACUACUAAUGACUCCUCUGUAAUCUUUGUCCGAAACGCUUCUCGGGCUGAGACUGGCACCUACAAGAUCACUGUCGAGGUACAGGAUCUCUCUGCUUCCGCUACAAUCGAUAUUGCCGUCGUCGAUGUUCCAUCUAAGCCAAGAAAGCUCCAGAUUGUUGAAACCAUCGGCACCUCUGUUCAGCUCCAGUGGGAAGCCCCCAAAGACAACGGAAAUCUCGAUAUUCUCGGAUACUCUGUUGAUAAACGAGACAAGCGAUCUGGCCCAGACAGUGAAUGGUAUGUUGUCUAUGACAAAGUUCGACACUGCAACGCUAAUAUUGACGAACUCAUCGUUGGAAACGACUACCAGUUCCGAGUUCGAGCCAUCAAUGAAGUUGGCGCUGGAGAAGGCACUGCUACCAAAGAGUUCGCUACUAUUGCCAAGGAAACAACUACCUACACUAAGCCCGCUUACCCAGAGAUGAACUUCGACAUCACCCCCGAGUUCACUACUCCUCUCAACAACAGAAAGAUCAUGCUUGGCUAUUCUGGUACUAUCACCUGUGCUUUGAAGGCCAACCCCAGACCAAAGAUCCGAUGGUUCAAGAAUAAGAUGGAGAUCAUCGACAACCCCAAGUACAAAAUGAGCUGGGGACAGGGUAUCAUUCAGCUUGAAAUCCGACGCGCUCGACUUGGCGAUGCUGGAACCUACACCGUUCAAGCUGAAAACGAUCUCGGAACCGUUACUCAAUCCUGUGAAGUUGCUGUCCGAGAGGCCCAGAACUUCAGUUUCUAA